Messenger RNA from Cinara cedri, 2368 nucleotides. The record is from the annotation of a GenBank genome assembly. NCBI's taxonomy places the organism in Eukaryota, Metazoa, Arthropoda, Insecta, Hemiptera, Aphididae.
UUCUAACAUAGCUCUGUAAAACCUUGACAAUUUAGAAACCAUUCAUGAGCCUACAUUUGUUCAAGAUGAUGUUCUGGAUGUACUUUAAAUUCUUGAAAGUGAAGUAAUUAAAUAAUCUUUAAAUUCAAUAAUUUAAGAAUCAUAAUUUAAUAAAAUUGACAUUUAAUAUAACCGUUUUAUUUAUUGAUAAUUAAUUAAUUAAAAAGUUCUGAAUAAAAUAAAUAGCAACUCAAAUCAUUGUGUAAUAAAUUUAGUGUGUUUGAGUUGAGUUUGGGUGUUUUUUACAUUAACUAUAUCUUGCAACAACUUUUAUAUAAUAAUUAAACACUUGAUAUAAUAAUUUGUUGUUAGUAUUUUAGAAAUAAAAAAAAGUAUUAAACACAUUAUACACAAUUUUUUAACUUAGUAAACAAAAUAUUAUCACAACUCCAAUGGUGAAUGUGUUAUGAAACACAUGAUAUGGUGUGACAUUAUAUUGUAUACAAAUUAUAAUUUAUUAAUAUUCAUUAAUUUGAUUUUGAUAAAACUUAUCACAUUAAAAAUAUAUAAAUAAAGUACAUUUUAAAAUUAAUUUUUCUUAAUACUUAUUUUAAAUUUAUAAAUAAUAUAAUUAUUAAACAUUGUACAUUGCAAAACAUAUUCGACAUUAAUGUAAAACUAUUAGAAUACAAAAUUUAAUUAAAUACAUUUUUAGUUGCUGUGAUAAAAAUGCAAAUUUUGAUCUAAAAAGAAAAUUGAAUGAUUAUUAUUGUAUGAUAUACAGGGAAUCAGAUAAACAAUUAAUUAUUAUAAUGCAAAGUGAGUACAAUAUUAAUCAAUUAAUUUACAAUGGUUUUGCUUAUUAAUUGCACAGUAUUUUGAGAUGAAUGAAACAUGAAAGAUAAUUUAGAAUUUUUCUUUAAUAAUUUCUGUGAUGACUGUUGAUUGAAACUAUUUGAUGCCAACACUAACCAGAAUAUUUUUACAUUAUCAACACCACACUGAAACCAAAAUAUAGAAAUUUAAAAAAAACACAAUUUGUGUACAAAAUAAUAUACGAUACCUACCCACAACUAGUAAUUAUAGCUAGAAUAUAUGAUCAAAUCUUUAAAAGCAUGAUGGUUUUAAUCAAUGGUAAAUUGAGUUGUAGUUUGGAAUACAUAUUUUGUUAGCAUUAAAUAUAUAAAUAAAUAUGAAUCAUUUAGUAUAAUUUAAAAUAGAAAUUUAAAACUAUUAAUCAAAUACAUAUUUAAAAUGCUAUGUGGGAUGUGUGUAUAAUAUAUUGGGGUAGGUGAAAAUAUUCUUUGAACCUGACAUGAAACUCUAAGUAUACUCAUAUUGUGAAUCAAUGUAAUAUGUUCAUACUUAAAACAAAAAUAGUGUAAAUAAUCUUAAUGUUUAUAUUUUGGGGAAUGACAAGAAAUAAUAUUUGUUUUUCAUAAUAAUUAUUAAUUUAAUUUACAUCAUUACAUUUGAUCUUUUAUGUUACUUAUGAUGUAUUUAUUAUAAUUUUUUUUUUUUAAAUUUUGCUGACAUUUAUUUAUUAAAAUGUAAAUAUGUACACAAACAAAUAAGUUACAUAUAGAAAAUUUGAAAAAAAUAAUUGAGACCGGUAUAAUGUCCAUUACUAUAAGUAUAUCUAUAUUGUUAUUAACUCUUGACUUUUCAAAUGAAUAAAGUAAAAUAUAGUUAUGAUCCAUUUUAUUUAUUUAAUGAUUGCUCGCCCAACUUUAUGAUGUUCUUGUGAAUAUGUUGCAAAGGGUAAUUGUAACUUAACAGUCAUUUAAAAAAUUCAAUUUUACAGUAAAAUAAUUACAAAUAUGGUAACAAUUAAUGCUGUAUAUUUUUACAUUAAAAUACAAAAUUUUUUGUAUAUUUGUUAAACAUUUGAAUAGCAUUAUCUUUUUAACUUUUAGCUGGCGAUUGUUGCUGACAGCAAUAUGGUUGUGGAUAUUCCCGUGGUAGAUGGAUUGCAGAUACUGAAAGUCAACGCAGGUGAACUUGAUGUCGACAUUGAGAUUGUCAAAAUGGGAUUUGAUGACUUGGUUGUUGAUCCUCAAAGAGACAUGCCGCAGGUUAUUGUCGAAGAGGUGGUAGACGUCCAUGGAAAUGUACCCGUUGGAUUUGUGGACAUGCCACCUUUAAUAAAUUAUAUGAGUUAUAUUAAGCUUAAUAACUACCUAUUUUUUAAUGGUUUCAAAUUUGUUGUUAAAAAUUAUUAUUUCAAAUUUCAAUUUGAAUAAAAUAAAUAGUGCUUUAUUCGGUUGUUGGACUAACUAAUGUUGUGAAAAAAGUAUUUUGUUUUUAAGUAGAUAUGUACAUUAUAUGUAGAAAAUGUAAAAAUAUAUAAUAUAAGUUUUUUGAAUCAUAAUUACAAUAAUUACUUAAU